UGGACAAUGAAGGAAGCCUAACUGGGAUAAUCAAACUACAGUGAUGGCAAUGGUGGCACUCCCAUGAUCACAACACAAUCAAACUUUGUCUUUCGUUAUUGUUUUGAUGUGAGAGACCCCCUAGUGGCAGAAAUUACAUGUUGUACGUUUAAAGCAAAUCUUCACAAUCACAGUCUCAUUUUCUUAUUUAGGUCAUGUAGAGUCAUCUGUGUGUCUUUUAAAUUAGUGUCAUAACCAGUUAAAAACUCCUUAUACUAGGUUUAAAUAAAAGCUGUGCAAUGUUAAUGGCAAUCUUUGUGCACCUUUAAGACAAUCCCUAACUUCAGCUCGUCAUCACAGCUCAUCAACGCUACAAGCAGCAAUCAAAUCUCAAACAACAGUGGGGGAAAGUCAGGUUUGGGUUGCAGGUUCCUUUACACUAACAAUCAAUUCUUAUUUAAAAACCAUUAUAAAGGUGGCAAAAUCAUCCAUUACACAACCAACCUCAGCAUGAGUGCUCUACAGUGUUUAGAUUUCCUUUUCACAUUUCUUUUUCUAACAAUUUACAGCAGUGCAUUUCCUUUGUACAUCCUAUUCAGUGGCUUUUUUGUGUAAUUAAAUGAAUGGGAAAAUCAUCAUCUAAACAUAUAAGUGAAAUCAAAAUAUGUGGGAUCAAGCAUUGAAUUAUGUGAGUGGGAUUUUCCUUCAACUGUACAUAUGCUAAUGUUAUUACUACACACCAUGCUGUUAGUACCACUGAUGGUGGGCGACUGAUGUCAGAGCUGCAGACACUGACGGUUUCUGCGCGUCUUUCUUAGAACCAGUUCACCAUACAUCUGCAGAUAUGACCUAAUUUAAUCUCCGGGUUGUACACAUCCUCUCCAGCAGAGCCUGCCUCACAGCCAUAAGGAUCAAAGAGAGAUUGGUUGUAGUGAGUCAGUCAUCCUUUAUUCAGCUCGGGAAAAAUGUGGAGCACAUAGAGAGAGAGAGUGAAAAAGGAGAACACAUGAGUGGUGGGAGUCUUGCUUUAACUCAUCUCUCUGCUUUGGUGCUUUCAUACCUUUCAUCUCAUACCUCUUUUUACCUCUCUUUUUCUUCUCCACCUCUCCGUCCACCACCCAGCCCCCAGUGAGUCUCCCACCUCGUUCCCAUUCCUCUCUACGCUCCCACCUUUUCAUUUUGGCUUUCUGGCCUCCUGCAUUCUUCACUGCCCUCUCUCAACAUUUUAUUUAUCUAUCGUCUCUCCUCACUUUCCUGCCAGAAAACUCUCCCUACAUUUCUGAGGUCUAUGUGUCAUUCAUCUUCAGUUGUUGGUUGAUUCACUGCCAGUCUGUCUCUACCAUGUGUCACCCUUUCCAUUAACUGAGGUCAGGGAAAACUGUUCCUCAGUGCCAUAGCAAGCCAACAACUCUGUCUCCUAUUUUUCCUCUCUACACUAAAACACUGUUUAUGUGUGAAAACAACAUAAACACACACUUCCGUUUUCAGGUUGUUUUUGUGUAGAUAUUAAUAGGAAAAUUACUAUUAUUUGCUGUUUUUCCUGAUUUGGUUGCCAAACUAUAACAGAUUGUGUUACAGACAUCAUGUAGACAGGUGUCGACAGGACACUAAGGUCAUGUCCUUGAUAAUAUUUUACCAAUUGUAAUGCAGAUUUACAUUAUAACACACACAUUACACAUUUAGUGUUUCUUGAGGCUGAUUUACAUUAGACAAAAUAGACAAAACUGGUCUCUUUUGAAGGCAACGAAAUUUAAAUGAAGGAAACUUUGUUUCCCUCAGCAGAAUUACACACCUGGCACCAGAGUAUAAUGUAGGAACAAGGAAAUUAUACAUUCAAACAGUUAAAUGAAUAAUAAAAUAUGUUGAUAUAAAAUCAGGCAUAUGCUGUUUUGCAGGGGGCUUUGGACUAAUGACUUAAGUAUUUCUAAGUCCUUGCCAGCCCUGAGUUUUGGACAGACACAGCCUAGUUACUCUGUUGACUCUCAGCUGGUUAAAUCUCCAUUCUUUCAUUCAUUCUGUUCCCUCUUGCUCUUCAUCAACACCUACACUGCUUUGUUUGUCAGACACCUGCAUGGUUAUAAACUAUGGUUUGAUUGCAGCUCAUUGAGCAGACAAACAGUAUUACCUGCACUCAUCAAAUCACCUUGAAGGCAAACGAAACAUAAAUACGACUAUAUGACAAUGUCUGUCUUGUGUGUUCGGCUUUACUUGCAUUAAAUGCUUUACAUUUUGAAUCACUGAUCAUAGACAAAGUUAGACACACCAAAAAGGUAGCUGUGUAAUUGUACUGCCUGAACAGGCUGAAGUCAUUUUAUGCCAAAAUCUAUUUUUUUCCUGUUUUUGAAACUCGUCAGGUGUGAAAACCCACUGGUGUAGUGUUGACAAAAGGCCAAACCUGAGAGAAAAAAGAUGCAUGUCCAGUUGUAGUUGGCUUAGUCUUAGUAUUGUGCUGCCAAAGUCAAAUGAGGUCAGUUUAAGGGUUUCUGGAAGAUAGGAGUCUGUUCUUGGUUUGAAUCAGCUCUGAUGUGGUUCUUCCAUCUGUAUUAAAUAACUUGCAACACUUUAAGUCUGACACUCUCUUGCAAAUCAGCUGUAGAGAGAGAAGAAUGGGGUGUAGUGUUGAGGUAAAUGGAGAGAAGCUGUUGGGCCAUUGAGAAUUUUGACCCCGAAAUCCAAUUCCACCAAAGUGUCUGGCAGUGAAAAAAGCAUGGAGUCUGAAUUUGAAAUGGAGCAGAAGGAAGUAGAAUGGGAAGUAAAUGGACUCAUGGACUCAAAAAUCAUGAAUGAAAUUCAAACAGAGAGAAAGAGAUGCAUUUUAAUGCAGCGUGUGCAGACACAUUUGUAUGUGGCGAGCGAGAGCUUUUAGGGAGUUUAUACAUGUGUUGAUUUAGCCUCCAUAUGUCUGUGUGUUUGUGUUGUUGUGUGUGUGCAUGUGGGCGACCACCGGCUGUUUGGAGAGCAAGUUGAAGCUGCAGCUCUGAUGCUCUGACUCUGAAGAUUCCUGUUUGAAAUAAUGUGCCAGCUGCUACCGCUCACACACAUACACACACUGCUUCUUACUAAGUGGAUCAUCAAAGAAUCAAAGGCAGUCGCUGUUUGAAUUAGCCCUCUGUUCUUUAUUCAGACUGUGCCUCCUUUGUUGUGUUCCUGAUAAUAGAUAGAAGAGUGUUACAGACUAUAUGGAAGAGAGCAGCUGUGAUAAGUUACAGUGUUGAUGUGAAUCAUUCGGUCUGGCAUCUUUUUUUUCUUUUUUGCGGGAAGAGUGAGGAGAGGAGAGAUGGAGAGAGCUGUGGAAAGGGAAAGGAAGAUUAAAAGAACGAAAGCAAAGAGCGGGAUGAAAGAGAGACUGAGAGGGGGAGAAGGUAGAGGGAAACAGGGAGUAGGGGGAGGAAAAGCUGCGGUAAAAACACGGUGUGUGUGUGUGUGUGUGUGUGUGUGUGUGUUUUUGUGUGUGUGUGUGUGUGUGUGUGUGUGUGUGUGUGUGCGCGAGUAUGUUGGCACAUCUAACAGUAAAGGUGUGCUGUGUCAUAAUGUAGCGGAACGCUAAGCCACUGAAAUGAAUACAGAACUGAGCUCCAGUGCACACAUACAACACACACAUACACACACACACACACACACACACACACACACACACACACACACACACACACCUCACGGGAAGCUAGAGAUUGAGGUGAAAGAGUGUCUGUUUCUGACUCACUACGCUGUGUGUAUUAACUCUUGUUUUUUCCCCUUGCAUUUUCUAUCCCACCUUCCGCUCCUGAUUUUCUUUUUCCUUUUCAUUUUUUUGCUGUAAUACAAUUUUCUCAUCCACUUUCUUUUUUUAACUCAUUUAUUCUUUCCUUACUAUUUCCCCCCACCAUCCUCCUCUCAUCCCCUUUCAUUUCCUUCUGCUUCCCGGGACCCAGAGAAAGGGACUUUGCCUACGUGGCGAGAGACAAAAACACACGGGUGUUGAAGUGCCACGUGUUUCGAUGUGAUACUCCUGCCGCAGCUAUCGCCACAAGUCUCCACGAAAUCUGCUCCAAGAUUAUGGCUGAAAGAAAAAGUGCCAAGGCUGCAGCUGGCAGCUCCUCCCAGACCGGCUCCGAUGUACCCCUACAAGAGUUUCCCAUGCCAAAGACUGAGUUGGUGCAGAAGUUUCAUGUGCUGUAUCUGGGUAUGACAUCUGUGACUCGCCCCAUAGGUAUGGACAUCAUUAAUGGGGCCAUAGACAGCCUUGUGUCCUCCACAGGCAAAGAGGACUGGACUCCUGUCAUACUGAGUAUUGCUGACACCACUAUGGCUGUCAUCAAAGAAAAGGAAGAGGAAGAGGAGGUGUUGGUGGAGUGUCGUGUCCGCUUCUUGUCCUUCAUGGGCGUGGGACGGGAUGUGCACACAUUUGCCUUCAUUAUGGACACUGGGAGCCAGCAUUUCCAGUGUCAUGUGUUCUGGUGCGACCCCAACGCAGGCAGUGUGUCUGAGGCUGUGCAGGCGGCAUGUGUGCUGCGGUAUCAGAAGUGUCUGGUGGCACGGCCGCCCUCCCAACGUGCUGGCUCCUCCUCCUCGCCCUCUCCAGACUCUGUGACCCGCCGUGUGACCACCAGCGUGAAACGUGGCGUCCAGUCUCUCAUAGACACUCUGAAAACCAAGAAACAGCCAUCAGAACUCCCCCAACAAUGACCGUCACCAGUGACCACAGCACACCCCCCCGCCCCCCCAGCCGACGCCUGGACGCCACUCACACACUUUUGCCACAACAACACGUAAUCAGUACCAGCCAUGGUAACCAAUGAUGUACAUAUAUGUUAACAAACACCACCGCAGAUUAAGGAAAGUGGAGCAAUCAUCCUGAGGAAGAAAAAAAAAAAACAAGAAAACAAAUAUGUUUGAUGAGGAGGAAUGGAAAAGCUGGUGUCACUGGGUGAACUUUGACCUUUGAACGCUGCUGUGUCCAAGUGGAAACCCGGCCUCCACUGUAUGUGGAUUUCUGGACUAGACGGAUUACCUGAUCACGCACUCGACAGACAGGAGGCAGGAUAACCCAGAAGAAAAAGAUAAAUUUCUAUUAAGAGACUGGUUACACUUUCUUUCACACCUCUCUGUAAAAGCAGCCAUCAGCACAGUAAGGGCUCCUGCACUGGACCCAUGAGACGCCAAGCUACGGGAGCCUUCCUGGACAGAAAAGGUGUCAUCUUGCUGUCAUGGGAUUUUUGACAGAUGAAUACUAAAAGCAACCAAGACCAGACAGACAAGACCUGUCAACAUGCCCCCUACCUCCAAGCGGCAUAGAAAUGUUUUGAUCCCUUCGAUGUGUGACAGACUUGAAACAGACAAAAACUUAACAUCUCCUUUGAGGAUGAAUGAAGUGAUUGUAAUAAUGAAGUGUAUGUAAAUGAUUGUAUGUAGGAAGAGAGAAUUUAGGGCACAAGACUGGAGAGAUGAAGACUGGAGAGAUGAAGACUGGAGAGAUGAAGACUGGAGAGAUGAGGUGUUAGUGACAGAAAAGGGAACAGAUGUGGGUUUUGAUUUUGCAUGUUUUUUUGAUGGAAUAUGUUUUAUGUUGAUGAGUUGAACAAGGGUCUCGGUAAGAAGAGUGGUGAACACACAAGAAAUAGAUGCUCUCAGCACAAGUCAUCUACACUUGACCAUGACUGGAUUUACGCUGGCACAAAGAAAUCUGGCCCAUCUCUAACCCACACUUGAAUAAAAGGUUAAAAAAGGUAAAAAAAACAAUUUUUACUUUCCAUUCCUUGAUGGAUGAGUAGAAAGGUAAUAGUUUUUAAUGUCUUUUGAAGCUUUAAAUUAGUUAAGAUUGUAAUUUUUUUGCAUAUAUUAUAGAAAAACUGAGCGUAAAAGCUCAAGAAUGUUACAUUGCUUAAGUUCAAAUGUUACAAUUUCCUCAGGAAUCUUUAUGCAUACACCCAAGAUUUAUGUUGUAGCAAGAAAGUCCUUUGCCUUUUGCAGAUCUGAAGCACUCGUGGCUAUGAAUAGUGGUACACAGUAGUGUUUGCUCUGCUUGGACAGCAUGGAGAAGAUACAAAUCUGUGCCAGACAGUAAGGGUUAAUUAUAUUUCCUCUUCCUCAGUAAAUCCAGCCAGUCCCUCACUAACAAAAUACACACACAUAAAUAUGCACACCGCAGCAAAAUUGUCUGCUGUCACUGCUAUCAAAACCUUUACACUGCUCCUAUGGCUCGGGGCCACCACCUGCACUCGACAUGAACUCUGUGAAUGCAGUCCGAUCUAAAUGAAAAAGACACACACACACACACACACACACACACACACACACACACACAAAACAAACAAGAGAGAUGCUGUAAAUCAUUUCAGUUCUGUUCUUCACUCAUCUCUACACCAUGUAAAUGUAACCUGUUGUGACAAUAAAUGCAUUACCAAAAGAAAAAAA
This is a messenger RNA of Dicentrarchus labrax (European seabass), 6372 nucleotides long. RefSeq names its product amyloid beta precursor protein binding family B member 2 (gene apbb2a). The transcript has 7 exons. Gene Ontology annotation, cellular component: nucleus; cytoplasm. The record is from RefSeq and is a predicted model, not a curated record. Gene Ontology annotation, molecular function: transcription factor binding; amyloid-beta binding. Lineage: Eukaryota; Metazoa; Chordata; Actinopteri; Moronidae. The coding region runs from base 4015 to 4644 and encodes 209 amino acids. Gene Ontology annotation, biological process: regulation of DNA-templated transcription.